UAUCAGCAAUCAACUUCUUGCCAACACAUUAGGAGCACUGUGCAAUCUAUGCCAGGAGAAAUAUGUCCUAGGUGGUGCUGUACUCACUGAUGGGGGUAUGGGAGUUAUUCUGCCCCUCACAAGAGUGCCGGAUGGUAAGAUAGCAGAAAAAGCUCUGGAAGUCCUGAUUAAUCUAGGAAAACAGCAGAGUCUGAGGGAAAAGGUUGCAAGUUUGGGAGGCUUGCAGUGUUUGAUAGAUAUAUGCCAAAGUUAUAUAUCUGGUGCUGACCAUGCCAUGGAUGAACAGGUGUUAGAGAAAUGUUUGCUGACACUGAAUAACCUGUUGUAUGGAAAUGCAGCCAACAAGAAGAUGUUUACUGACUUGAAGGGUAUCCCAGCACUGCUGCAGUUGGAGUCUUCUCUAGAUGACGGGAGUGUUAAGACCAAGCUGAUGCAGGUCCUUCGAACCUUUACAGGCAGUGCCAACCUAAGGCAGCAAAGUGGGGACAGAAGAGUGGGAAGAGCCAGGGAAAGAAUAAAAAGGAAUACUGAUGAAAAAGAUCAAACAGCCCUACUUGACAUUUGCCUUGCAUCUCCGUCAUCACUUGGGGAAGAAAGAGGGCGCAGCAGUAGCAGGAGUGGGCGGAGUUGUAGCAGAGAAAGACCAAUCAGGAGAGGGAGGGGAAGUGACAGUGAUCUUGAGAGAAAGCCAGCUCUGGGAUCCCUAUCCAGAAAUAGGCUGUUACAGGAGAGUUCCAGUGAUGAUGAGAUAUAUGACUCUGCAGCCAGGACCUAUUCCUCAGGAGAAGAGGCUGGAGGACUGCCAGUUAUUGCAUUGCCAGACCCUAGCAAACCGGUGAAUACUGCUACCUUGUAUGAGCUCAGUGAAAAGAACUAUUAUAUAUUAGGUCAGAAAGUCUCCUUCAAGCAAGAUGAUCUUCAUGAGUUGAGGAGUACUAGAGACGUGAAAAAAGUGAUGUUUAAAACUGUUGAGAAACUAAUCUGUGGUUUUAUGAAUCAAGGAAAAGGGGGCCAUAUUUACUUUGGCAUCGACACAAACAGCCUGGUGCAGGGAAUCAGGAUAUCCCGCGAUGAGAGAGACCGUCUGCGCGUCGGACUGGAUGACAUCAUGAAGAGGUUCACGCCCGUAGUGAGCCACGCCAUGUUUGAGGUGCUGUAUUCUCAGGUGGUUCAGUCAGACGGCCAUGAUAACCCACAGACACGGAAACCAGUGAAAGACUUCUGUGUCAUAGAGUUGAGACUGUCCAAAGCUGGGGAUAUCUUUCUGACCUCAGACGAGAGGUGUUUUUUGAGGGUAGAAGGGAAAACCAAGUCUUUAUACACACAGGAAAUCCGUGAACUGAUUGUAUCCAGAGAAGAAAGGAAAUUCAAGGCCGAGAUGGAGCGACUUCUAGAACUUGGCAGAACUUUGAGAAUGCACUUGGGUUUCUCGGAGGCCAGUGGAGGUCAAUGUCCAUAAGCCAGUUAACCUGUUAGAACUGCUAUCUGUUGUAUGUGUCCCAAGAUUGAUGCGAUCAAGGGAUGACUUGUU
Messenger RNA from Lingula anatina, 1531 nucleotides. RefSeq lists its product as uncharacterized. Lineage: Eukaryota; Metazoa; Brachiopoda; Lingulata; Lingulida; Lingulidae. The record is from RefSeq and is a predicted model, not a curated record.